Messenger RNA from Cariama cristata (Red-legged seriema), 1132 nucleotides. Its product is annotated as opsin-5-like. The coding region runs from base 30 to 1100 and encodes 356 amino acids. Lineage: Eukaryota; Metazoa; Chordata; Aves; Cariamiformes; Cariamidae. Gene Ontology annotation, cellular component: membrane. The record is from RefSeq and is a predicted model, not a curated record. Gene Ontology annotation, biological process: G protein-coupled receptor signaling pathway; visual perception. The transcript is spliced from 6 exons. Gene Ontology annotation, molecular function: G protein-coupled receptor activity.
UGUUUUGUUUUUCAGACGCUGACCUGGAUAUGAAUGGGAUGGCGUCAGAUCACAACAUUUCCUCUCAGGAAGAAUACCUCCCACACUAUCUCCAGAAGGAAGACCCCUUUGCAUCAAAGCUUUCUAGAGAAGCUGACAUUGUAGCUGGGUUUUAUUUGACAGUAAUUGGUAUUCUUUCAACUCUGGGAAAUGGGUAUGUUAUUUUUAUGUCCUCAAAGCGAAAAAAGAAGUUGAGACCUGCUGAGAUAAUGACUGUUAAUUUAGCAGUGUGUGAUUUGGGCAUUUCAGUUGUAGGAAAACCCUUUAGUAUCAUUUCCUUCUUUUCUCACCGCUGGGUGUUUGGCUGGAUGGGCUGCCGCUGGUAUGGAUGGGCUGGUUUCUUCUUUGGCUGUGGGAGCCUUAUUACCAUGACAGCUGUCAGCCUGGACAGAUACCUGAAAAUCUGCCACUUGUCUUACGGUACAUGGCUUAAGAGACAUCAUGCAUUUAUCUGUCUGGCAAUAAUCUGGGCAUAUGCUACGUUUUGGGCUACGGUGCCUUUUGCUGGUGUGGGGAGUUAUGCCCCCGAGCCAUUUGGGACCUCCUGCACUCUGGACUGGUGGCUGGCACAGGCUUCAGUGGCUGGACAGGCUUUUAUUCUGAGUAUUCUUUUCUUUUGCCUUCUGUUCCCAACUGUGGUGAUUGUGUUUUCCUAUGUUAAAAUAAUUUUAAAAGUCAAAUCAUCCACCAAAGAGGUUGCUCACUAUGAUACCAGGAUUCAGAACAGCCACAUACUUGAAAUGAAGCUGACCAAGGUGGCAAUGCUGAUCUGUGCGGGGUUCCUCAUUGCCUGGAUCCCUUACGCUGUGGUCUCUGUGUGGUCAGCCUUUGGACAGCCGGAUUCAGUUCCCAUUCAGUUUUCAGUGGUACCAACUUUGCUUGCAAAGUCAGCAGCCAUGUACAACCCAAUUAUUUACCAGGUCAUUGAUUGUAAGUUUGCCUGUUGCCGAUCAGGAGGAUUGAAGACACUACAGAAGAGCUCUUUGAAGAAAUCAAGGAUGUAUACCGUAUCUGCACACAGAGACUCGACGGCAAUGAAUGAAACCCAGCUGGAAGUAUGAAGCUCAUUUCACAUACAGCAAACGAAAACCUG